Acomys russatus (golden spiny mouse) is the source of this 1803-nucleotide messenger RNA. It is a transcript of the gene Znf621, whose product is annotated as zinc finger protein 621. The coding region runs from base 341 to 1780 and encodes 479 amino acids. The record is from RefSeq and is a predicted model, not a curated record. The transcript has 4 exons. Gene Ontology annotation, molecular function: DNA-binding transcription repressor activity, RNA polymerase II-specific. NCBI's taxonomy places the organism in Eukaryota, Metazoa, Chordata, Mammalia, Rodentia, Muridae. Gene Ontology annotation, biological process: negative regulation of transcription by RNA polymerase II.
CCUGCCACGGGGCCGUCUGAUGUGGGAGUCCCCGCGGCACUCUCGGAGCGCGGAGCAUCACCCCUCUGCUGCUCAGAUCCGCGGUGUCAGACACACGGUCCCUGUAAGCGCGCUGCAAACCCCGCAGAGUGGAGGAGACCCGGCAGCCCCUGCGUGGGAGGCAAAAAGGCUCUUGGAUGGGGGUGUCGGAGGAGGUUGGGGUGUCACCGUGGGAAAUACGGAGCCCGGACAUCACAGGAGGCUUUAGUGACACAGGGCAAGGUCCCUAGCACUCACGCUCUUCCUGACGCUGUUCUCUUGGCUUCUAAGGUGCUACCUAUCCAGGGCCAGGAGACAGUUCAUGAAGCCGAGGACAGUCAUGCUGCAAACCGCUUGGCCUCAGGAGGCGGUGACCUUUGAGGAUGUGGCGGUGUACUUCACACAGAGUCAGUGGGACAGCCUGCAGCCCGCACAGAGGGCCUUGUACAGGGAUGUCAUGCUGGACAACUAUGCACACGUGGCCUCUCUCGUUGACCAUCCAUCUCACAAACCUGCUCUGGUCUCCCAGCUGGAAAGAGGAGAAGUGCCCUGGGUGGCUGAGCGUCUGAGAGGCUGCUGUCCUGAUGUGGAGUCGGGCACCAAGGGCGAAGAGCCCCCUUUCAAUCCGGAAGCCUCUGGAGAGAUCGCAUCCUGCCCGGGCCCUAGUGGGGCGGUGCUCAGAGAGGAUUCUCAGAGCUCUGGCUGUGAGAGCAGGGCCGCGGAGCAGACACUCAGUUCCAACCCUAACCUGAUCCUUCACGGAGGCAUGAAGUUCUACGAGUGUAAGGCGUGCAGGAAACUCUUCCGGUACAACUCCAAGCUGCUCCGUCACCAGCUGGUGCACACUGGGGAGAGGCCCUUCAAAUGUAAAGAGUGCGGCAAAACAUUCAGGUCCAACUACAACUGCACGGUCCACGAGAAGAAUCACCUCGGAGAGGGGCCCUAUGAGUGCAAGCAGUGUGGGAAAGGCCUGAGCUCCAGCACGGCCCUGACGCAGCACCAGAUGAUCCACACCGGGGAGAAGCCCUACGUCUGCAGGGACUGCGGCAAGGCCUUCCGGAGGCUCGGGGCCUUCUUCCAGCACCGGAGGCUGCACACGGGGGAGAGACUGUUCCAGUGCCAGGAGUGCUGCCGGGUGUUCAGCUGCAGGUCCCUUUUUGUCUCCCACCAGCGGAUCCACACGGGAGAGAAGCCUUACCAGUGCCCGCAGUGCGGCAAGGCCUUCUCUCACAAAGUAGCCUGCACACAGCACCAGCGAGUGCACACCGGGGAGAAGCCGUACGAAUGCAGGGUGUGCGGGAAGGCCUUCAGAUGGUCCGGCAGUUUUGUCCAGCAUCGGAAACUGCACCCUGUGCAGACGAAGCCGACUCGGGGUGAUCCCCGGGACCUCCGGCCAGCCUUAGCCCCAGCUCCUUCGCAGGAGCCACGGGCCGCUCCCGCAGCCGUGCCUUCUUCCUUAGCCUUUCCUGGAGCCGUGCUGGUUCCCAGUCCUUUGCUCAUGCUGUUGCCGGCGGCGUUUGGAAUAACCUCCUCAUCUGCCCAGACAGUGCCUGUCUUCCAGGGGCUGGCGCCCACAGUGAACACUUCCCCGGUUGUUUGCCUUCCUUCUUGGCCCUCGGAGCUCUGUCUUAGCGCUUCUGUGGGCUCUAUUCACGAGCAGUCGCCACCAUACCAAAUCAUUAAUGACUUCAAGACUGUGGGUAAGAGAACAGAACACUGUGGCCCCUGCACACUGACAACAGCGCCUGUGUCUGCACUGUAGGGCUGCUGGGUUUGGGGAGCUGC